Ustilaginoidea virens is the source of this 600-nucleotide messenger RNA. RefSeq lists its product as uncharacterized. The record is from RefSeq and is a predicted model, not a curated record. Gene Ontology annotation, molecular function: peptidyl-tRNA hydrolase activity. The transcript has a single exon. NCBI's taxonomy places the organism in Eukaryota, Fungi, Ascomycota, Sordariomycetes, Hypocreales, Clavicipitaceae. Bases 1 to 600 code for a protein of 199 amino acids.
AUGUUUAACCCUCGAUUCCUGGUCAUCAGUCUGGGAAAUCCGCUGCCGAAAUACGAAAGCCUUCAUUCCGCCGGCCACUUUGCCCUCAAUGGCCUCGCCAAAGUCCUCCAACAACCUCCCUUGCGAGCCAUGACAAUGGCGAAACAUUCAUGUGCAGUCUCCCAGGGCCCAAAGUACACGCUGGUGCAGUCGCCAACCCUGAUGAACAUAUCCGGUCGGUUUGUUGCGAGAGCUUGGCAAGAUAUGGUCAAGCAGCAUGACGCCGCCUCCUCAAGCCUCGUCAUUGUGCACGACGAGCUGGAGAAGGCGCUCGGGGACGUCAGGCUCACCGCUUGGGAUCGAAGCCCUCGCGGCCACAACGGGAUCAAAAGUGUCAAGAAGUCGUUGUCGCAGAAUACGUAUCCGCAGUCUCCCUUUGCGCGUAUCGCCAUUGGAAUCGGCCGUCCUGCCGAGCGCGAUGCUGCGACUGUCAGCAGAUAUGUUUUGGAUCGGAUUUCAGCUGAGCAGCGCAAUGUGCUGGAGCAGGUUGUUCCAUGGCAUGUCGCAAAGAGACUUGUGGAGCUUGAAGACGAAUGGAGAAGAGAGAUACGGGCUCGAUGA